This is a messenger RNA of Melitaea cinxia (Glanville fritillary), 1152 nucleotides long. Its product is annotated as juvenile hormone acid O-methyltransferase-like. NCBI's taxonomy places the organism in Eukaryota, Metazoa, Arthropoda, Insecta, Lepidoptera, Nymphalidae. The coding region runs from base 3 to 824 and encodes 273 amino acids. The transcript has 4 exons. The record is from RefSeq and is a predicted model, not a curated record. Gene Ontology annotation, molecular function: S-adenosylmethionine-dependent methyltransferase activity.
AAAUGAACGACGCUGAAUUAUAUAAUAAAAGCAAUAUUAUAACAAAAACGGAUGCUCUGCAAUGUUUAGAAGAAUAUGGAAAUCGAAUUAAAUGGAAAAACGGCGAAAUUACGGUUUUAGACAUUGGUUGCGGAGAUGGAGGCGUAACGGUGGGUAUACUAAAAAAAUUUAUCCCCGAUAAUUGUGAAAGACUGGUAGGUUGUGAUAUUAACGAAAACAUGGUACAGUUUGCUAAUAAGCAGUACGCGAAUGAUCACACCAGUUUCAUGGUGCUGAACAUCGAGGGCGACUUGCCAAACAAGCUUCGAGGAACUUUUGAUCACGCAUUUUCAUUCUACGCCUUACAUUGGAUCCAACAACAAGAGGUGGCGUUUGAAAACAUAUAUGAUCUACUAUCAGAGGGAGGCGAGUGCUUUUUAGUAUUCCUGGCUCACACGCCGGUUUUUGACGUUUACCGCGUCCUAUCUCGGUCAACAAAAUGGAAGUUUUGGGUGAAAGAUGUUGAACGCUUUAUUUCACCCUAUACUGAUUGUCAGGAACCCGAAAAGAAGGUCAAACAAAUGAUGACGUCGAUCGGAUUCACUGCGGUGGAAGUCGAAUGUUUGCAUAAGACAUUUGUUUAUCCAAACUUGGAUGUACUCAAAGGUCUCGUAACAUCAAUCAAUCCUUUCGAAAUACCAAAAGACUUAGAGGAAGAUUUUCUGCUAGAUUACUUUAAUGUUCUGCGAGACUUGCGCAUUAUAGAUCAUGCGAGCAGUAACGUCGAUGGACCGAUCAAAGCGACAUUCAACUACCGUCUUAUUGUAGCCAAGGGAAGAAAAUAAUCGAUUUUUUAAGAACUGUUGGUAGUAAAAAAUUGUAAUAAGUCUUAUAAAAACACAACUUAUAUGUAAUAUUGUUUUAUGGUAUGGCAAAAAUGUUAAACUUUUAAAGCAAUAUAGGAGGUAUAAGUCAAUCAUAAAUAAUUCUCUUACUUUACUACUAUUUAUGUACUUGAUAAAACAAACAAAAAGAUUAUAAUUUUUUCACUAUCUCAGAUGUUUUUAAGUGUAUAAGAUACAUCUAAAAUUUUAAAAGUAAAUUAAUAUUAGUUUUAUGUUAUUAAUAAUAUUGACCGCCCUUUUUAUAUUUAAUAAAUAAAAGUUAGAAUUA